AUGCCGCACGGGGAGACCGAGCCGCUCCUCCCUCGCUACGAGGAGGACACGACCCUCCAGCGCCGCCUGCAUCAGAAACUACACUCCUAUCAGAUGCUCCGCGCCCUUUCGGAGGGCUACAUGCCGUCGACCGACCAAGUCAUCGCCAACCUGCGCACCCUAUUGGCCUCCGACAUUCUCAACCCGCGGUCUCAGGAGAUCGGCUCCGUCGGUCGCCAAUUGAUUCGGGAUUGCCGUCUCUGGAUCCAGGUAUUCAUCGAGCUCCUGCGGGACAAGAACGGCUCCGACCAGCUGCAGGAGUUUCUGUGGCAUCUGGCCCGAUCGCGCGCCUCCCUAGACCCGAGUCAUAUCUCGCAACAUGCGGCGCAGGUGAAGGCGAGGGCGGACACCAAGGCCGCGUAUGAUAGUCUUCGAACCAUUGGACAGCUCCUGCUGACCAAUGCCGAUUUCCGGCUUUUCGUCGAUGAUCUGACCACCGUCGGUCGACAAAUUUUCUCGGACACGGCGUUCUCGUUGUCCAAUGCCUCGCAGCAGGUGGGCGAGCAGCUGAAACCGUCGGAGAAUGAUGUCCAGGCUGUGCAGGAAGCAGGCGCAGACGAGGGUCGUGCGCCGACCAAGGAGGACUUGCGCCACGAGGCGGAAGAAGUCGUCGAUGCCACCGGCCGUGGGGUGGUGCGGACCGGCAGGGACGCCGUUGAUAGCGCCAAACAGCAUCUCGGCGAACGGGAGAAAGACACGCUGUUCUAUCGGCUGAAACAGGCCGUCUUGACGCUGCGAAAAAGACCAGACUAUACGGAUUCCGUCGCCGCGCUAGGGCCGCUGGUGAAUCGGUAUGCCGCGAUCUAUGCCAAUGCGGCCGCCGAUGUGGUCACCACCGCCGAGGAGGAGGUGGACAUCAACGCGGAUCUCAAGGAGGCGAUGGAGAAGUUCUGGGUGUUGCUUCGGUCGUUUGGCGACGCUGAGGAGUGGAAGGUGCUGGAGCAGGACUUCUCCCAAGUGCUGCAGCAUGCGAACAAAGAUCCCGAGUUCGAGAAGUUGAUGUCGGAAAUUGGGUACUCUAUCCAGGAGAUGCUGACGAACCCUGAAUUUUUCGACAGUGCUUCAGAGAAGAUCAGCGAGCUGGAAGGCAAGUCUAAGCAAGUGGGCGCGGGGUCUAGUUUGCGCCAGGAUGUGGAUGCCUUCCUGGUGCAGGCCAAACGGACGCUGCGAACAGUCCCGGAGGAUACCUCGGUGUCUAAGCUGGUGGAUGUCACCAGCAAAAUCUACAAGGACGCAUGGACCGGCUAUCAGGACCAGAAAAGCCGAUUGCCGGUGGAUAUUCUCGAGGUACUCUUCCCUAUCGUCCUCCGCCACCUCCAGUACAUCCCAAUCCCACGGCUGGAGAUCUCAGCGCCGGAACUUGAUCUUCUGCUGGAGAACUUGAUCCUGGAGCCGGGCCACGGGGUCCAAUACUCUUCUUUCCUUCCCUAUCGCAUGCAUGUCACCACGCGCAACGACAUCGACAUCCUGAAGCGACACUCGAAACGGACCGAGACCGACCUCAAGACCACCUUCACCGCCACCGUCAUGGGCCUCAACAUCAGCGCCGCGGAAUUCGGAUACUGGCUGCGCACGCACACCGGCCCGUUCUGCCUCUUCAAAGACGAAGGCAUCGCCAGCUUCUUCCUCGACCGCCGAGGCGUCGACAUCUCGCUAGACAUCGAAGUCGGCCGCGAACGGCUCGAGCAGAUCUUCACCCUGCGCGGCGUGCGCGUCGUCAUCCACAAGCUGAACUACACGGUCCACCGCAGCCGAUGGCGCUUCCUUCUCUGGCUGACCAAGCCUUUCCUCAAGCACAUGUUCCGACGGGUUCUGGAAAAGAAAAUCGCCGAACAGAUCGUCCAGGCUGCAUUUACCCUGAACCGCGAGCUGGUCUUCGCCCGGGAACGCCUGCGCGCCGCUCAGAUCGCCAAUCCCCGCGACCUGGCCAGUCUGGUGCGGGCCAUCCUCGCUCGCUUGAAGCCCGUGUCGGACGUGGAAACCCGCAUCGCUCUGGACGCGCCGGGCCACGGCGUCUUCAAGGGCGUCUAUACCCCGGGGAGUCUGGCGAAGGUGUGGCACGAGGAAGCGCUCCGGGCCCAGGAGGCGAUUGAAGACGGGGACGAAACUCAACGACUAGGACGGACAUGGCGGAAUGAUAUCUUUGAUGUUCCGAGACGGUGA
Aspergillus melleus is the source of this 2202-nucleotide messenger RNA. RefSeq lists its product as uncharacterized. The transcript has 2 exons. NCBI's taxonomy places the organism in Eukaryota, Fungi, Ascomycota, Eurotiomycetes, Eurotiales, Aspergillaceae. Gene Ontology annotation, molecular function: lipid binding. The coding region runs from base 1 to 2202 and encodes 733 amino acids. The record is from RefSeq and is a predicted model, not a curated record.